Messenger RNA from Alternaria rosae, 1749 nucleotides. RefSeq lists its product as uncharacterized. The annotation marks the transcript as partial. The transcript is spliced from 4 exons. NCBI's taxonomy places the organism in Eukaryota, Fungi, Ascomycota, Dothideomycetes, Pleosporales, Pleosporaceae. The record is from RefSeq and is a predicted model, not a curated record.
AUGGAACAAGCUUUUACAAAAAAAGACAGCGCCAUCUCUCCCGCCACUGGCAAAGCAAUCGGCCAACACGAAGCCGCAGGACUGAAAAGCCUGACUAAAGAACAACACCUGCGGUUUUGGGAGGAGGUCAUUUACUGGAAUAGCGAGCGCUUCAACGAGGCCAAAUGGCGGCAGGUGAGGAAGAAGAUAUGGCGGGCUAAAGAGGAACAUUGCAUGAAGGUGCUGGGGUGGUAUCCUCCUCCUGGGCCUAUACACGAGAUUGUCACUCCAGGUGGACGGCAACUGCGGCUUUAUAGCUCGAAUUCUUGGACUGCGCCUACAGGUGCACAUCCGCUGAGGCCAGCGCACCUUCCGCGGUUUGAGACGGCGAGUCCGACUACACCGCGGCCCCGAUGGGAGCUCGUUUCAUCGGGCCCUGGGACUCCGCGGUCUGCAACUGCUGGGCCUAUCAAGAACUCUUUCGCGGAAGGCGGAUUCUGGGAGUCACUCAUCUCACCGAAGACACCUAUCACUGCGAAAGACGUCAGCAAAAUGGCCCUAAAACUCUGCGCAAGCCGCCACACCCUCCGCCGCUCCUUCAACAGCGAAAACGACGUAAUCCAUCCAUCGAUGGUGCGACCGAAAGACACUUUCCUUGCCGCCCAAGUCACCCUAGCCUCCCUGAAAUUACACAACCCCCUGUCGACAUACAUCGACGCCCUCUUGCCGCAAAAGCUAGACUCCCACGCCGACGACGAAGCAGCAGGCGCAAAGCAAUAUCGCAUUUACUGCCGGGAGCAACUCCAUGAUGUGGAUAGUUGGUUGCAGUUUGAUGCGCAGACGGGAGAAUUGACUACUAUACUGGAGGCUCAGCGCGAUUUACUCAAGAUGAAUAAGGAUCGUAGGAAGACUAGGGAGACGGCGGUGGGUGAGAAGGGGGUUAGACUUGCUUGGGCUGUUAAGGUCGUGGACGAUUGUCAGUACUUUGCUAACGUCGCGGCGGAUGGAGAAAGUGAAGGUAGUGAUGAGGGAUAUGAGUAUGGUAACUUUGUUAGGAGUUUAGGAGAUGGAGAUGCGAGCUCUUUGAGGUCGAAUGGGUCGACUCUCGACUUGAAAUUGACAUUGACGAAUAGCUCGAACGCUCGCAGCAGCGGUACAGAAGAGGGUUUUGGUAUCGCGCAACGCUCAUCCAGCAGUCAGAUUAAACCUACCCACGAGUUUGGAUACGAUACCUUACCACUGAGGUCACGCAACUACACUCUAUCCAACCUCUACAACGCCGUCGAUCCAGACGUCUAUACUCCACCUCCUUCCCAUGCUCACAGCAUCCGCCGUAGCAACGCCACUGCCGCCCCUUCCUCAUCCCGCCGUAACCGACAUGCCAGUCUCUGGAUUAACACUAGUCUCGCAAAUCCUUCAAUUAACGCGACUAGUACUAUGAGCCCGCAGGAACGUGGGACGAGACACAAAGGACCCAGUAUCGAGGAUCUGAGCGAGUGGGCUGAUGAGUUGAAGAAGAUGGAGAGGAAGAGGAAGGAGAUGCGGGUAGAUGGGGGGUUUGGUGCGAGGGAAGGGAGGAGGCCGAAGCAGUUGAGGUGGUUUACGGAUGGAGAUGGUGAUGGACUGACGAUUAAUGGGUUUGUUCAUCCUGCAUUGAGGGGAGGAGAUCACGACAACAGAGAAGAGAGAAACAGAGGUGCGAGUGGCGGUAGCACCAGCACAGCUAGUUGGCGCUGCGAGACUGUUUCUAUCCUCGAACGGGAAAGUAGG